CUGCGGUGCUUGUUCAAUUCCAAUACCCCCACCAAUUGCGCAAAUCGUAUCCCCUUCAAAAACUACAAAACAGCAUCAGAAGCCGAAAAACAGAGAAAGCAGAGUGAGCUCGAAAAAUUCAAAAAAAAUAAAAAAAAAACCUCCGAAUUCAAAUCCUUUCCUCCCCAACAUGCAAUAAUUAUCAAUCCACAGAAAAGUCUCUUCCUUUUGGAAAACCCAGAGAGGAAGAGUUCAGUUGGGAAUCGAAAGCUUUUUCCUCCCAGAUCUGUCCAAUGGCGGAAGACUCAAAGAAGUACAUUUCCCAGGGAAAACUCAGCACCCACAACAAGCCUGGAGAUCUAUGGAUCUCGAUACAGGGCAAGAUCUACAACGUCUCCGAUUGGGCCAACCACCAUCCCGGCGGUGAGCUGCCGUUGCUCAGCCUCGCCGGCCAAGACGUCACGGACGCGUUCGUCGCCUACCACCCCGGCACCGCCUGGCAGCACCUCGACCAGUUCUUCACCGGAUUCCAUCUCGAAGACUAUUCUAUUUCCGAAGUUUCCAAAGAUUACAGGAAGCUCGUCAACGAGUUUACGACAAUGGGGCUUUUCGAAAACAGUGGACACAGCGUGCAUUUCUAUCUGUUUCUGGUGGCAGUGCUGUUUACUCUGAGCAUCUACGGCGUCUUGUGCUCCGACAGUGGCUGGGUUCAUCUGGGUUCCGGCGUAUUGAUGGGUUUUCUCUGGAUUCAAAGCGGGUGGCUUGGCCACGAUUCGGGUCACUACCAGAUCAUCAGAAGCAAAAGGGUGAACAGAUUCGCCCAGAUCCUCACCGGAAACUGCCUCGCCGGCAUCAGUAUUGCGUGGUGGAAGCGCAACCACAACGCCCACCACAUUGCCGUCAACAGCCUCGAAUUCGAUCCGGAUCUCCAGCAUAUGCCUUUUUUCGCGGUGAAUUCGAAACUGUUCAGCUCCCUCGCCUCUUAUUACUACGACAGGAAGAUGAAUUUCGAUGCUUUUACUAGGUUCAUGGUUAGUUACCAGCACUGGACUUUUUACCCUGUCAUGUGUCUUGCUAGGAUUAACCUUUUUGCUCAGUCAUUUUUACUGCUGUCAUCCAAAAGAUUGAGGGUAAAAAAUAGGAUCCAAGAAAUCUUCGGGCUUUUGGUGUUUUGGAUUUGGUAUCCUCUGCUGGUUUCUUACCUCCCCAAUUGGGGUGAAAGAGUAAUGUUCGUUGUGGCAAGCUUUUCCGUCACUGGAAUCCAACAUGUGCAGUUCUGCUUGAACCAUUUCUCUUCAAGUGUUUAUGUCGGAACCCCUACAGGGAACGAUUGGUGCGAAAAUCAGACGAAUGGAUCGCUGGAUAUAGUCUGCCACCCGUGGAUGGACUGGUUCCACGGCGGAUUGCAGUUCCAGAUCGAGCACCAUUUGUUUCCGCGGUUGCCCAGAGGCAACCUCAGGAAAGUUGCCCCCCUUGUCAAGGAACUCUGCAAGAAGCACAAGCUGCUUUACACAAGUGUGUCAUUCUACAAGGCCAAUGAACUCACCGUUGGGACGCUGCGCAAGGCAGCACUGCAGGCUCGCGAUCUUGCCAGCCCGGUUCCAAAGAAUUUAGUUUGGGAAGCUGUACACUCUGUUGGUUGAGACCAGAUGAAGAACGUUUGAAUGUGAAGCUUUUUGUGAGAUUUGGAUGGUGUGGUUAUUUGUGCCUAAGGACAAUAAUGUUAUUGUUGUUGGAGGGGUAUGGUAACUUAAUUUUGAUUGAUAUCUUUGAGGGUGGUGAGAGCCUUGAUUUCAAUUGGAACAAAAUAAUAAUCAUCUUUUAGGAUUGCUUCCAAAAUUCUUGUUUAGAUAUAAACUUAUUGUGCGAGUUUGUAGUAGGAGAGUUACCCAGUGUUGUUCGCGGUUAAUUUGAGGCGUUGUUGUUCACGGUUUAUAGAACGAAUAAUUGGAGAUUAAUUUAUGUGUA
Pyrus x bretschneideri (Chinese white pear) is the source of this 1947-nucleotide messenger RNA. RefSeq names its product acyl-lipid (9-3)-desaturase-like. Gene Ontology annotation, biological process: lipid metabolic process. Lineage: Eukaryota; Viridiplantae; Streptophyta; Magnoliopsida; Rosales; Rosaceae. Gene Ontology annotation, molecular function: oxidoreductase activity, acting on paired donors, with oxidation of a pair of donors resulting in the reduction of molecular oxygen to two molecules of water. The coding region runs from base 273 to 1622 and encodes 449 amino acids. Gene Ontology annotation, cellular component: membrane. The transcript has a single exon. The record is from RefSeq and is a predicted model, not a curated record.